AGCGGCCCUGGAACCGGAGCCGGGCGGGCGGCGGGCAGUGGGACGCGAGGAGGGCGGCGAAGGCAGCAGCCCUCCUGGCAGCCCUCUCGCCGCUGCCAUGAGGAGCGAGCCGCCGGCUUGGCCCCCGGUCUCGGCCCAGGCGGCCUCGCUGCUGGAGGAGGCGGCAGACCUGCUGGUGCUGCACCGGGACUUCGCUGCCGCCGUGGAGAGAUGUGAGGCGGGCUGCGACAGCCUGGGCUCUGGCUCCGGCCUCGGCCCCGAGAGUUCUGCAGAAGUGAAAUGCUCCCUUUGCGUUGUGGGGAUUCAGGCGCUGGCUGAGAUGAACCGGUGGAGAGAAGUUCUGUCUUGGGUCCUCCAGUAUUACCAUGUCCCCGAACGUCUGCCUCCAAAAGUUCUCGAGCUGUGUAUCCUGUUAUACAGCAAGGUGAGAGAGCCCCAGGUGAUGCUGGAGGUUGGCACUAGCUGGCUGGGAGACCAAACCAAUAAGAGCCUCCCUGAAUACAGUUCCUUGCUGGAGCUCUAUCUGUUGCACGUGUUGCUUCCGCUUGGCCGGUUUGAGGGGGCAGAAGAGCUUGUGCGUGGUUGUGGUGUUUUCGACAGCGAGCAGCAACUGGCAUUGCUGGGGACCAUCUGUGAAAGCCGAUGCCAGUGGACACAACAGGAAGAGAUGUACUCGGCUGCUGAAGAGCAGCAAGAUGCAGCAGCAGAAAGUGGUUUGGGUGCUCUGUCUCAAAAGCUCCUGACCAUGUUGACAUUAUUACGUAGAGCACUGAAGUCUAUGUCAAGCCACUUCUAUUUACUUCCUUACAAAAAGAUGCUCUUGGCUACUUUUCUGCUGUACCUGGUGGUGGUGAGAUUGGACCCAGCUUCUCCCACAUCAUUGCCAUUCAUUUACAAACUGGUCCAGCUCUUCCGACAGGCUUGGACAGCCGUGUUCUCUCCAAUCCAUAGGCCUCCAAUUCACGAGUAAGUGUCUUCCGUCACAGAAUGUGUUUUUCUCUGCUGCUGGAAAAGGAUCAGCUUGUCUUUUAAGAUGAUGUCAGGCUCUUCAAGGACUGUUAAGAACAGUGUCCUAAUAGAGAUGACCACUUGUGAGCUCCUGCUUGGUGAUGCCUUCAUUUCUUCAGACAAGGAGUGGUGGUGUGUAAAUUUUGAAACCACUUGGCUCUACAGCUACUCCUUCCAUAAUCGACAAUUAAAUAACAACAAUCCUCCUUGUCAAACACUUUGCUUUGGAUGUAGCUCGUGAGUGAAGGUUGUACAGAUGGUUACAAACUAUGGAAGAGAGUUUCAGCCUUACAAAUGAUGAGCAGUUCUCUGAUCAAGUGAAAGACUGUUCCUGAAGGCAUGACUGGAAAAGGCAAAAGAGUAUCUAUAACUAGGGAAAUAUUCUGUUUUGCCUGAAGACAUCUGAAAAGCCCAGUUCCUGCAGCAUGGGAUUUAUGAAAAGCACAUGGAAGAAAAAACACUGGAGAAAGUGAAGUCCGUUGCAUUUUAAAGGCCAUGGUUUCUCUUGUGACUGGUGCCUCCUUAUACAAGCGCUUUUGACUUUUUUUUUUAGUCAUAUUUAAGGUAGGAAGUUAGUCAUAUUGGUCAUAUUUAAGGCAGAAAGUCAAGGUGGUGGGCCACAAAGACUUACUUUGCUGCACUUACUCUUCUUAAAUGCAAAUUACAGACAUAGUAAUUUGAGGCAUAGUAAUUCUUAGGAGCAUGUGGUGGUGGUAAGGAAAUACUUUUAUUUUUUUAAAUUAUAUUCUAUAUUAUUGUUACUUGAGCAACCAAAGUUGUUGCAUUGUUUUACUCUUUUCCUACCUCUUGCUUUAUUUAUGUAGAUAUCAAAAAGUCUCUAUGUCUAGAAUUGCCUACCCUGUCGCUAACAUCUCAAGUCCUGGGUUACAUGGGAGCCAUUUGUCAGUCCUCUAUCAUGCAGAACAAAAGUUUAUUAAUAAGUAGGAAGAGAUACUUCUCUGAGAUUCCCCAAACCUUCCCCAGAUCUGUAGUGAGAAUGUUAUUGUUGCAGAUUUGUCAGCGGACUGACCCCAUUUCCAGCCACUGGGGGCAGAAACUGGACAUUUAGGACAUAACACUGAUUUCUUCACCAUCCAUCUGUCAUUGAUUGACAAAGAGUAAAAUUCCAAAGGAGAGAGUGCUGACUUACUCAAAUAUUGCUUUUACUGGAGCAAACUGUAGUGUACUGAAGAGAACAAUUUAAAAGACAAGGAUCCUUUGUGGCAAACAAGUAGCCUGCCAUCCCAGCACCUGUGCCAAAAGGACGCAGGCCAACUGACUUCAGCCCAAACUGCAACAUAUUGGAAAAAAUCAGCCUUUUUGCUGGGCAGAUUCUAUCCAACAUGCCAAACCUAUGAGAGGUAGCCAAUAUAGACCCCAGUGGGGUGUCAUACAACAGUAGUCCCCUUCAGGUUGUUCUUUUGUCUCCAGCAGUAGCCAUACAUGCAGAUAGCAGCGUGUUCGUGCCUUCACACUGUGGGCAAUCUGUUGCUUUGCCAGGACAGUUUGAAAACAGUCUGCAUCUUUACUGCUAGAAAUAGUUCUAUGUCUCUUGUCUUCCUGAAUUAGUGUCAGAUAAACUGGGGCAUGUCAUUCCUGAAAGCAGUAAUGACCUCAAAAGUAAAACCCAAAACAAUUCCAUAUCCCUCGCCAAUGUUCUUGUGUCUGGUAGGACUUUACACCAGGAUAAGUAGCAUGUAUUAAAAAGUUGUUUUUGAUUAUUAUUUGCACAUAUAGGGAAAAGCUGCUCUUGGUAUUGCUAGAUGGUUUUUGUAAUCCAACUAUAAAUGCAGUUACAACUCUGCAACCAAGAGUUGAUGGAAACCAGGUAGAAUAAACCAGAGAUGCACUGUAUGGUGUUGAGCUCUUUCAGGAAUUGACUGGGUUGUAUCUACUGGUCUCCUACUUAGCAAGGCCUCAUUUUAAGUACUCUGUAAGUCAGCUAAUGAAAUAGCAAACUUCAAUCCGAAGGCAGGCCAAUUUCUCACCAAAUUGCUAAGGUAACAACCAUCUUUCUCUAGUUUUCUAUUAACAUUUUUAGUUGGAUGGCAGAACUGCAUUUUAGAGAGUUGAGACCAGUGGUCUGGGCAAGCCACACAUUAUGUUUAUAAUGCUGUUAAAUGUCAUAACCACUCAUUUAGCAGAACUUUAACAUUCAACUUGAUCUUAAGGUUGUUAACCUUCACUUUUUUUUGAGUACUACCGAUUUUUGCAUUUGUAUUCAUCAUGAGAAACAAGCUAUCAGGGUUUUGGGGUUUUUUUUUGUUUUGUUUUUCAAUUGAUGCUAAAACUGCAGUAUUUAAUUUUCACAAUAAAGUGACAACUGAUUUACCUCUUUGUAGAGUUGCUUGUUUGUGCUGUGUAUACGAAAACUUUUGCAUGUAAUGUAUUGACGCUGCAGUUUUCAAACAAUUUCCAGCAAUGUCUCACUACAUGGUACAGGUGUAUUUGAAUUAAGUACAGGGCUUGUUCAUUGUGAAUCUGAUGAGAUCUAAUCAACUGAUGAUGCUGGUUAGGUAUAAGUCUGCAUUUUGAUAGGAGUUCAGAGAGUGGUAAUUGCUUUCUAUGAAAGAUCCAAUUUGUAAUUUGGUUUUGUUUUUUUUUAAUAUCUAAGUAUCUCUGUGUACCUUGAGAUGGUUAAGACCAGUACUACUAAGAAUAAAGUAUAUGGUAUUUAUCUUUA
Molecule: messenger RNA, 3691 nt
Organism: Colius striatus (speckled mousebird)
Lineage: Eukaryota; Metazoa; Chordata; Aves; Coliiformes; Coliidae
Gene: PEX26
Product: peroxisomal biogenesis factor 26
Exons: 5
Coding region: 98-970 (290 amino acids)
Biological process (GO): protein import into peroxisome matrix; protein import into peroxisome membrane
Cellular component (GO): peroxisome; peroxisomal membrane
Molecular function (GO): protein-containing complex binding; ATPase binding
Source: RefSeq, a predicted model, not a curated record